Annulohypoxylon truncatum is the source of this 1632-nucleotide messenger RNA. RefSeq names its product glycosyltransferase family 4 protein. The record is from RefSeq and is a predicted model, not a curated record. The transcript has 2 exons. Lineage: Eukaryota; Fungi; Ascomycota; Sordariomycetes; Xylariales; Hypoxylaceae. The coding region runs from base 101 to 1498 and encodes 465 amino acids. Gene Ontology annotation, molecular function: GDP-Man:Man(1)GlcNAc(2)-PP-Dol alpha-1,3-mannosyltransferase activity; alpha-1,3-mannosyltransferase activity.
GUUUAGCUAAAUUUAACGCCCGGAGCCGCAACCUGUCCUCAACUUCAACCCAAACUUCAACUUCCAAAGACAUGGGUACGUCCGUCAACGACCUCCCGACAUGACAGAAAAGACAAGGGAGGCUAGCAAGACUAUUGUCUUCUUGCAUCCCGACCUAGGCAUAGGCGGCGCCGAGAGAUUGGUCGUCGACGCGGCCGUUGGCUUGCAGAAUCGCGGGCAUAAGGUCGUUAUAUUCACCAGUCACUGCGAUCCGAAACAUUGCUUCGACGAGGCGAGGGAUGGCACCCUCGACGUCCGCGUCCGCGGCAACACCAUCGUGCCCCCGUCGAUCCUCUCGCGCUUCAGCAUCCUGUGCUCCAUCCUGCGGCAGCUGCACCUGAUCCUGCAGAUCGUGCUCAACUCGGAGCUGCGCACGCUAAACCCCGACGCCUUCUUCGUCGACCAGCUCAGCGCGGGGCUGCCGCUCCUGCAGCUCGCGCACCCGCGCGCGCGCGCCCUCUUCUACUGCCACUUCCCGGACCUGCUGCUCGCGCAGGGCCGGCGCCGCUGGUGGAAGCGCGUCUACCGCGCCCCCUUCGACCUCUGGGAGCAGUGGAGCAUGAGCUUCGCCGACGCGAUCGCCGUCAAUUCGAAUUUUACGAAGGGCGUUGUGAGUAGGACGUGGCCCGCGCUCGCGCGGCAGAAGGAGCUGGACGUCGUGUACCCCUGCGUGGACACUAAGACGAAGAAGGAGAAGACCGAGGCGGAUAGGCCGUUGUGGAAGGGCAAGAGGUUUUUGCUGAGCAUCAAUCGCUUCGAGCGGAAGAAGGAUAUCGCGUUGGCGGUGAAGGCGUUCGCGGGACUGAGCGCAGAGAAAAGGAAGGGCGUUCGUCUUGUUGUGGCGGGGGGUUACGACCCGCGUGUUUCGGAGAAUGUGGUUUAUCAUAAGGAAUUGGUGGAUCUGACGGAGGGCUUGGGAUUAAGCACUAUGACGGCGAAGACGCAUCUUACCGCUCUGGAAGUCCCUGAUGACGUCGAGGUGCUCUUCCUGCACUCCGUGCCGAACUUGUUGAAGGAGAUGCUCCUCUCCUCGGCCCGACUCCUGGUAUAUACCCCUGCAAACGAGCAUUUCGGCAUCGUGCCCCUCGAGGCUAUGCUCGCCGGCGUCCCCGUCUUGGCCGCGGACACAGGUGGUCCGACGGAGACCGUAGUCGAAGGAAAGACGGGAUGGCUACGAUCCCCCGCUAAGGUGGAGCAAUGGACGGAUGUCAUGGACAAGGUGCUAAACCACAUAUCCGAAGACGACUUUGCGGCGAUGUCGAAAGCAGGGAUCGCGAGGGUCAAGGAAAACUUCGGCGAGGCUCAUAUGGCGGAGCGCUUGGACUCGAUCGUGGACCAGGCCUUGCGCCGGCCUAAGUCGUGGUCGUGGACGCCGACGGUGGCGCUUGUGCUAGGUACUUUAGGUGCUGUUGGUGCUGUACUGGCGGUUAUUGGCGGAGUACUGCUCCAGAGCGAGUAAAGAAUAGGCGAAGCUAGAUUCCGUAGCAUGUUUAAUUGGUAUGCUGCGUUGCAUUGUAGUAUAUUUGAAUGCGAUGGAUAUCCAUAAUUGACCAUAGUAGCGCCAUAUUCUCUCAUGGAUUCAUGGCAGACUGA